Liolophura sinensis is the source of this 1847-nucleotide messenger RNA. RefSeq lists its product as uncharacterized. Bases 201 to 788 code for a protein of 195 amino acids. The record is from RefSeq and is a predicted model, not a curated record. The transcript has 2 exons. NCBI's taxonomy places the organism in Eukaryota, Metazoa, Mollusca, Polyplacophora, Chitonida, Chitonidae.
AGAUCACGACGUUAACCAAAACAAUCCUGUCACUUCUCGGCGCCGCUCUAAUCGGAAUCACAAGCCAGACUUUUUCAUUCUCUCUCGUCACUGCCAGAGUCCGCAUAGAAACCCGAGGUCGCCUUUCAAGAACUGUCACCGCCGUAUCCCUUGAUUUGCUGCAGAAGGCUUGAAACGAAGUUCUUUGGAGACUUUAUAAAAUGGCCUGGACUAAUCUAGGUGCAUAUGCGGCACUGGUUUUAUGUAUAUGUACGAGUACAGCUUUCCCAGUCUCGGAAACCAAGAAUGAACUUAAAGAAAUUGUCUCAACGCUAAUCGGAAGGGAACACGAGAAAGAGACACAUAACAGACCAGGGGUUCCAGCGGAAGUUGAAGAGGACGGAAAUACGCAAGACCGGAAGUUAAACGCCGACAUUGCAGGUGACUACGAAGGAUUUGACAAGGAGUCAGUCGUUAAAAGGGUUCCUUGGUACAACGCCCGAGACUAUGACGGAUACAAGAGGUUCGGUGGAUUUGAUUCGAUCAAUCACUAUAGCAGUUUUGGGAAAUUCCAAAAAAGGAAAAAUGAGGAAGCGGCCGUAGAUGACUCCAAAAACUUGCUAGAUCGUCUGAAACGGGCUGCCUUCGAUUCUAUACACCAUUACAGCAGCUUCGGGAAGUUCAACAAGCGGUCUGUGGACAGAGCGUACUUCAACCGCGGAUAUGUGGCCAUGCCCUCUUGGAAACGGCGGGCAUUCGACUCGAUCCACCAUUACUCCGACUUUGGGAAAUUCAGCAAGAGGAAAUGAGCUACAUCUGAAUGGUAUACAUAGAACUGCCAUAGAUCAAAUUUAUCUGGGUGUCUUUCACAACAGCUUUCACUUCACGCCAUCAGAGCACGUCGACUUCAAUUAGCUUCUUUAAAAUUCAAGUAGAAAGGUUGUGAUAAGUCAGUGACUGCGUCACCGCAAAAAGGAUUCUUUUCUAGCAAGCUAAACAAUGUACAUGGGACAACACAUGUCCAAUGCUUUAAGACGAUACAAACUGGGCAUUAUCAAAUUUCAACUAAGUUUGCUCUUUCCCACCCCAAACUGUAACACUUUAUACAGGAUCUUCAACUUUCUGUCAACAGAGGCGUUAAAUUGCUUGCAUCCAGCCAAGCGGACGAAGGGUCUGCAAAAUUGGACUAGGCACCGCUAAACACAUUAGCAUCGGGCCAAGGGGAAGUGUAAAUUUUCAGAUCUAAGUCUCUUCUGUAUUUCCCAACAAAUGCACAUUUUUCAAGUUUGAACACAUGUGUAUCAAAUACGACAAAUUUUGUGUUCUGUGCUUGCUGGUCACCUCAUUUUUCUAAUCGUGCCUCUACUUAGUUUGCAGAGUCAUUUAAGUACCUUUGUAAUAGUUAAAAAGGUAACUUUUAUGUAGAUAGCCAAUUUGUUGAGUUAUGUAUUUAUGUAAUAUGCUAUCAUUUUAUUAUCAGUCUAUAAUCCAGCGUAAAAGCUUGCCGUAGGGUGCUAAUCUAUUAUAUUUUAUGUGUAUCUUACAUAUAUAUUUUAAUUUCACCUUCAAUCCACAUUUCCAUCAAAUUUUCUAUCAAUUUUGUUUGGAAAUACAGGCUAGGUGCAUUGCAAUUGUACAUAUUUGUUAGCCUUAUUUAUUACAAUUGUAUAAAACCUUACUUAAUUGACCUAUGUCAAAAUACAAACCUUUGUCUGUCGUCCUUCCGAUAACUAAAUACAAUUCCUCCGCGACGAAAUACGAUUCAUGAAGACCAUAUUGUGUUUCAUUAUUUACACAUUUUCUAGUUAUAUUUGAUCUUUGCUCUAAAUUAUUUUAAGCGUAAUAAACUGCACUCUAUUUUUUAUACA